Molecule: messenger RNA, 528 nt
Organism: Entamoeba invadens IP1
Lineage: Eukaryota; Evosea; Mastigamoebida; Endamoebidae
Product: transmembrane and coiled-coil domain containing protein, putative
Exons: 2
Coding region: 1-528 (175 amino acids)
Biological process (GO): endoplasmic reticulum calcium ion homeostasis
Cellular component (GO): endoplasmic reticulum; endoplasmic reticulum membrane; cytoplasm
Molecular function (GO): calcium channel activity
Source: RefSeq, a predicted model, not a curated record
AUGUUUAUCCAACUGGUAGUCACAGGGUAUUCGUUUCUGUGUGCCCUUCUCUCUGAAUACAUCACAAAAUAUUUUGUGACAGGUAACACGGAUUAUUUGUCUUACGUCGAUGCUUUAGAAAAAAUCGACGAAAAACUCGCAAAACUCGGAGGGUACGAAAAUAAGAAGAAAAUCGACAAAUUGAACAAAGACAAGGAAGAUAUCAACCAAAAGAUCGCGUUCAUCAAAUUCAAACCAAUGAUCCUCAAUGUCGUCAUCAUGAUCGUUUCUACUAUUCUCGUCAAUUAUCUCUUCGACCCACAACCAGUCGGAAUACUCCCUUUCGAACCAUUUGGGUUCUUCACUCGUGUCACUCAUAGAAACUUGCCGGGAGAGAAUAUGCAAGAAUGCUCAAUCUUCUUUUUCUUCAUAUUGACACGAAUGACUCUGAAACCAAUUUGCGCUCAACUCUUUGGGAACGACAACGUGAAUGAGGCAAGCUUCAUGAAUGCAUUCAUCCCGAACUCUGAGGCAUUCAAAUCCGAAUAA